GGGCGACCAGAGCGAAUCGAGCCUCAAUUGGUGGAGGUCCACGGUUGUGGACGAACUUUAGGACAAAAAGCCCGGGCCGGUCCGGCAGUGAUCCUAAAGUCGGUGAUCCUUAAAGUGCAAUUGGUGUUCCGAAAGCAUAAAUAUCCUGUGAUAAUCGCGUACCAGUUUUUAAGAAAUCCUGCCAAAAUGAGUUUCAACUCCAAAUACCACAUCGAUGUGGACUUCGAAGUGCCCAAGAAGCUGCAAUGGUACUAUGCGCCCGCCUUCUUUGGCUUUUGGCUGGUGCUCUUCCUCUCGCUGGUCAACACUCAGAUGAAUCACAUGCCCCAGCCACUGCUACGCAGCGAUGAGGCCAGCCAUCCGAAUUCCUUCAUCGCCCAGCGAGCCGAGGAUACACUUAUUGAGCUAACACGGAUUGGCCCUCGAGUGGUGGGCAGCUUGGCCAAUGAGGAGACGACCGUGGAGUUUCUGCGCUCUGAGGUGGCCAAGGUUGAGGCUGAGAUGAGCGAGCGCCUAGAGAUUGAGGUGGAUGUCCAGCAAGCCAGCGGUGCCUACAUGCACUGGGAGAUGGUCAACAUGUAUCAGGGCAUCCAGAAUGUGGUGGUUAAGCUGUCCGAGCGGAAUACCACCAACGAGAACUACCUGCUGAUCAACAGCCACUACGACUCGGUGCCAGGGAGUCCAGGAGCCGGUGACGAUGGCUCCAUGGUGGUCACAAUGCUAGAGGUGAUGCGAGUGAUAGCGAAGUCGGAUGAGCCACUGGCCCAUCCUAUUGUCUUUCUGUUUAACGGAGCCGAGGAGAAUCCCCUGCAGGCCUCGCACGCCUUCAUCACCCAACACAAGUGGGCCAAGAACUGCAAAGCUCUCAUCAACCUGGAUUCGGCUGGCAGUGGCGGUAGGGAGAUUUUGUUCCAAUCGGGACCCAACCACCCCUGGCUGAUGAACUACUACCGUAAUGUGCCACAUCCCUUUGCCAAUACCCUGGGUGAGGAACUCUUUCAAGCUGGCUACAUUCCCUCCGACACGGAUUUCCGCAUCUUUCGGGACUUUGGCGGAGUUCCCGGUCUGGACAUGGCCUACAUCUUUAAUGGCUAUGUUUAUCACACAAAGUAUGACAGGAUCAAUGCCUUUCCGCGUGCCUCUUUCCAGCACACAGGCGACAAUGUCCUCUCCUUGGCCAGGUCGCUGGCCAAUGCCCCGGAGGUGGAUGACACAGCCGCUCACUCCGAGGGACACAACGUCUUCUAUGACUUCCUGGGCUGGUUCAUGAUAUUCUACACUCAAACGACCAGCAUCAUUGUAAACGUGGUGGUGGCCCUUAUCGCUCUUUUGGGUAUAGGCAUUUCCAUAUACUUCAUGUGCCUGCGAUCGGGCUGCAGCUGGAAGGGAGUCCUGCUCCGCUUUUCCAUAACCAUAGCCAUCCAGUUCACAUCCCUGAUCCUGGCCGUGGGUUUGGCACUCUUGGUUGCUGUUUUCAUGGACGGUGUGAACCGUUCGAUGUCCUGGUUUACCUCUUCGUGGACGAUCUUUGGCCUGUAUCUGGCGCCCAUUCUCUUUGGAAUGAGCAUUCUGCCGGCUCUGUAUCUGGAGAAGACGAAGCGGGAUCCGUUGGGUCUGGGCUUUCGCAUUCAACUGUUCAUGCAUUCGCAUUGUAUUUGUCUGAUUCUGAUCAUGCUUACCCUUACGGGACUGAGUAUACGAUCGGCCUAUCUGAUAAUGCUUUGUGUGGUGUUCGAUAUCGUGGCUUUGAUUGUCAACCUGGUGACCAAGUGGCAUCGCAAGGCCUAUUUGUUUGCCAUUGCUGUGACCGUUUGCCAAAUCCUGCCGUUUGUUUACUUCACAUAUUUGUGCACAACGGCCCUGGCUACCUUAAUGCCGAUGCAGGGACGCUCAGGAUCUUCAAUGAAUCCAGAUUUGGUCAUAGCCGUUUUGGUCUGGGUGUUCUCGCUUAUGUUUGCCGGCUUUAUUUCUCCACUUAUCAUGUUUUUCCGCAAGACCAGAACGAUAGUCCUUUGCUUCCUGGGCAUAACCAUUCUCUUCAUUAUUAUUGCCGUCACAAAUGCGGGAUUCCCCUACAAGGAGAAGACCUCGCCACAGCGUUACUCAUUGAUUCAUGCCCAUCGUCGGCUGCACAAUGCCGAUGGAAGCACUCGUAUCGAUGAGUCUGGCCUCUACGUUUAUCCCCAGGACAGACGUUUUGAAAUUGCAAGAGAUGAAAUCGAUGCCAUUGGAGUUACCCACCCAGUGAGUGACUUUUGCCAUGAGGAAAUGUUCUGCGGCAUGCCGCUCUACAAUCAUCGCUGGAACAAGGCCCGGGAAUACAGCCUGUGGAUCGAGACAUCGGAGGCCCCAGAGAUACCCACCAAUUAUCCCAUCCUGGUGCUACAGGAUGUCAGCGAACUAGAGAGCGUCACGGAGCGGCGCUUUACAUUUAAUUUAACAGGACCCUCUCACAUGGGAAUCUUUAUCAAUGUGAAGAAUGAUGCCAGGAUACUGAACUGGUCCUUCAAUGACACUCUGGUGCGCGAACAGGCGGAGCCGCCUUUUAUGGUGUACUUCUCUUACGGACUGGACGACAGUCCUCUGGAGUUCACCAUCGAUGUUGAGAAGACGACCUCAACAUUUGAUACGCCCACCCUGGAGAUUGGUAUCGGCGGUCACUGGGUGACCCAGGACAUCACUGCCAUCGAGAAGCUAAGCAGCUACAUAAGCCGAUUUCCCUCGUAUGCCUACAUUCAGGGUUGGGUGGGCACCUACGAGACCUGGUACUUUUAGGUCUCCGCCGCAAAUGAUAUUGAUUCUGAUUUACUAAUUGUAGUCAUUAGGCGUUAACGAUUAACUGUAUAGAAUCUGAAAAAAUUACGUAUUUUAUUAAACUACAUUACGAAUACUAUAAUUAUAA
Messenger RNA from Drosophila kikkawai, 2902 nucleotides. RefSeq names its product endoplasmic reticulum metallopeptidase 1. The record is from RefSeq and is a predicted model, not a curated record. Gene Ontology annotation, biological process: proteolysis. Lineage: Eukaryota; Metazoa; Arthropoda; Insecta; Diptera; Drosophilidae. Gene Ontology annotation, molecular function: metalloexopeptidase activity.